AUGUCGGCGGUAUUGUUGCUUUGUUGCAUACCCUGGGCCAAGCAUUGGUCCCGAUGGCCUGACGUACCUGUUGUCAACUUCGAAGACUACUGCACAGUGACCCAGACAUCGGCGUUGAUACUUUUACCCCAGCUGAAGAAUAAAGGGCCAGGAGAAUCACUGGCAAUGUAUCCGUUGAAUUAUAUUGAGAACACCAGAUUUCUUUUCUUGCAAAUAGGGCAAUCCUUGUCACACUUCACCGCUUGUGUUGGGUCAAACCACAAGUACUUUGGCAGAAGGAGAUUAGUCAUGAAUCCCAUGUUUAAUAUGCUGCGCGGCGUCUCUGCACUGGCUAUGGUGAUCAUGGUGUCUGCGGCGAAGCUGCCAGGCUACAGUGCUGGAGGCGACUCUGGUUUGGGCGUCGCGCUCGGCGGAGCGGGAGGCCACGGCGGCGUCGGAGGUGGAGCCGGAAGCGGUAACGUUUAUCAGGCAGUUCUAGUCGGUAGCGGACACCUCCCUGCUAGUGCUCUUGGAGGCGCUGCAGGAGGCUUCGCCGGAGGUGCCGCAGGAGGCUUCGCCGGAGGUGCCGCAGGAGGCUUCGCCGGAGGUGCCGCAGGAGGCUUCGCCGGAGGUGCCGCAGGAGGCUUCGCCGGAGGUGCUGUUGCAGAAGAAUACAUUGGACCAGUGACUGCUCCUGUUGGCCCUGUUGGACCAGUUUCGCCAGUCGUUGACGAGUACGGCGAGCCAAGCAUCAGCGCCGGACCCUUCAUCUCUGUCGACCCCGCCCCCCCAUCGGAGCCCGUCGUCCCUGUCCCGACUCUUGUCACCCUUGAUGAAGCCGCCCACGUCAGCCCCCCUGCUGGCGAAUACGGCUCGCCCAGCUUCUGA
Penaeus indicus is the source of this 867-nucleotide messenger RNA. Its product is annotated as isoniazid-induced protein IniB-like. Lineage: Eukaryota; Metazoa; Arthropoda; Malacostraca; Decapoda; Penaeidae. Bases 1 to 867 code for a protein of 288 amino acids. The transcript is spliced from 7 exons. The record is from RefSeq and is a predicted model, not a curated record.